Anguilla anguilla (European eel) is the source of this 2711-nucleotide messenger RNA. Its product is annotated as max-binding protein MNT-like. Gene Ontology annotation, molecular function: protein dimerization activity; DNA-binding transcription factor activity, RNA polymerase II-specific; RNA polymerase II cis-regulatory region sequence-specific DNA binding. The transcript is spliced from 6 exons. Lineage: Eukaryota; Metazoa; Chordata; Actinopteri; Anguilliformes; Anguillidae. The record is from RefSeq and is a predicted model, not a curated record. The coding region runs from base 661 to 2475 and encodes 604 amino acids. Gene Ontology annotation, biological process: regulation of transcription by RNA polymerase II.
GUUUUAAAAUUUCGUUAACUACUUCUGGUGACAUUGUUAACAACCGUAUCGUCACGUAGGCUACAGAACUGAAUGCAGUUUGUGCAUUUAAAAAGAUAUCGCUUUACAACGAAGGGCAUACUUCACAUAACUCGUUCUGUCAACCAAGACUGUUCUCUGCGCUGGUACAAACCACAAGCGCCCGUUUUGCGAAAAUGAAGUCAUUUAACACAAGGGCUUUGAAAUAGCACGUGUUCGUUUUCUUCUUCUUCCACGCUAACCUAAUAGCACAGUUGCACACGGGGAUUAAAUCACGUAAUUCUCACAUGGGUUACAUUCCAAAUCCCUCUUCAUUACCGGCCGAGACGUCGUUUUUCCGUAUUUUGUGUUCUCGUGCCUGGGAGGGGUUAGUAAUGUGUGGUGGGCGGGCCAGAGCGGUGUGCCGUUCGUCUUGUUGUGUUUUCGGGUACUCGCUUCGCCAUCUUGUUGCAAUCCCUCUACGUGUGUAGAAGGCUCCUCGCGACAGGGGAUCCGGAUACUUUCCCCCUCUACGUUUCAGGAGACCAAGAUAAAGGGGUCCCGUCAGAUAGAACUAACUUAAAAUACACACAAACAACAGAUACCCUCUGCAACAUAUCAACGUUAUUAACUCGCGACCGACUUCUGCUAUCCCGGGAAGAGAUGAGCAUCGACACGCUUUUGGAAGCAGCCAGGUUUUUGGAAUGGCAAACCCAACAACAGAUAACACGUGAGGAGAGCCAGCGGCGGGAGAAGGUUCUCCAGGAGCGGGAGGUGGAGCAGAGGAGGGAGGCGGCGACGUUGGCGCAUCCUGUGCGAGUGAACCAUGUGACCUGGGGGGAGGAGUCUCCCAUGGAGCACCAGCUGACCCCGGUCCCGCCCCCUCCGCUCCCUCCCCCCGUGCCCAUCACCGUCAUUCCCAUCCCCGUGGUGCCGGGUAGCCCCCCCGCCUUGGCCCCGCCCACCGCUGCGCUGUCCCCGCCCACUGCGCCUCGCCUCAGCCCCGCCUCCCCGCCGCAGCACCAGCGCCCCCUGCUGGCCCAGGUGAAGCUGGAGCCGGGCUCCCCGCCCCACUCCGGCAGUCCCAGCAUGCAAAUGCAACCGCAGUCACAACUGCAACCACCGCAACACCAACCCCCGCAGCUGCACCAACCCCCGCAGCUGCACCAACCCCCGCAGCUGCACCAACCCCCGCAGCUGCACCAACCGCAGCAGCAGCAGCAGCAGCCUCCGCCCCUGCAGCCCUACCCGGGAACCAUCGUCUCCACCUCCCAGCAUGCCCUGCCCCCGCAGCCGGCCCUGCUCCAGGCCCCGCCCCCACAGCCCACUCGCCCCGCCUCCCUAGAGGACGCCCGCCACCUGGACAGCAAGAGGAGGCCUGGCGGGGCAGGGACACGAGAGGUGCACAACAAACUGGAGAAAAACAGACGUGCGCACCUGAAGGAGUGCUUUGAGACGCUGAAGAGGAACAUUCCCCACGUGGACGAGAAGAAGACCUCGAACCUGAGCGUGCUCCGGAGCGCCCUGCGCUACAUACAGACGCUGAAGAGGAAGGAGAAGGAGUACGAGCACGAGAUGGAGCGCCUGGCGCGGGAGAAGAUCGCCACGCAGCAGCGAUUGGCCGAGCUGAAGAACGAGCUCAGCCAAUGGAUGGACGUGAUGGAGAUCGACCGCGUCCUGCGGCAGACGGUGCAGCCCGAGGACGACCAGGCAUCCACCUCCACGGCCUCGGAGGGUGAAGAUAACUUUGACCAGGAUGUGGAUGAUGACCUGCUACCCGCCACGCCCGCUGCUCUCCCAAAAGUGCCUCAAUCGCUGCAGCCCGAGAUCCGCCAGGCCCCGCCCCAGGCCGCACCCCUGGCCCCGCCCCUGGCCGCGCCCAUGGCCACGCCCGUCAUCCUCCCCCAGCACCUCCCCAUCCAGCACAAGCCCCUCCCGGCGCCCUCUCUGGCCCCGCCCCCCCAGGGCCCAGGCCACGCCUCCACGCUCCCGGCCAUGCUCCCGGCGCACUCGCGCAUCGCCACGGCGACGGCGCUGCAGCCCACGGUCAUCGCCCACGCCGCGCCCGUCUCCCACGCGUCCGUCAUCCAGGCCGUCAAUCACGUGAUGCAGGCGGCGCCCAAGCACGUGGCCCACAUCGCCCCCCACCAGGGCCCCGCCCCCGGCUCCGCCCCCUCCGUGGCCGUCUCCGCCCCCUCCAACGGGCCGCAGCCCAUUGGCCACAUCACGGUGCACCCCGUGGCCCAUCUCCCCGCCCUCUACUCCCAGCCCGUGGCCGUCACCCAGUCGGCGGUGGUGGGCCACAUCGCCCACACGCUAAGCCACACCCACGCGCAGGUCAACGGCUCCGCCCCCGGGCCUCAGGUGGGGGCGCAGAUGGUAGCCCAUCACCCGCAGCUGGUGGGACAGACCGUCCUCAACCCCGUAACCAUGGUUACCAUGCCCUCCUUCCCCGUCAGCACCCUCAAGCUGGCCUGAGGGGUUGGUGGGGGGGGGGGGUCUGGAGACUGAGGAGGGGGGAGGCGCUGGUCACUAAAAAGUAACAGGUGGGGGCUGAGAGAGACACAUAUACAGACACACCUGCUGACAAUAGAACAUCAAAAUCCAGAUAAAACAAAAACAUUUUCAAAGACCGCAUUAAGAAAAUAAGCAUUAUAACUGUAAAAAAAACUCCGUACAUUCCCAAGAAACCUGAUUUUAUUUAAUUUUUUAUU